Messenger RNA from Jaculus jaculus (lesser Egyptian jerboa), 8617 nucleotides. RefSeq names its product spectrin beta, non-erythrocytic 4 (gene Sptbn4). Gene Ontology annotation, biological process: actin cytoskeleton organization. The record is from RefSeq and is a predicted model, not a curated record. The transcript is spliced from 37 exons. The coding region runs from base 109 to 7803 and encodes 2564 amino acids. NCBI's taxonomy places the organism in Eukaryota, Metazoa, Chordata, Mammalia, Rodentia, Dipodidae. Gene Ontology annotation, molecular function: actin filament binding; structural constituent of cytoskeleton; phospholipid binding. Gene Ontology annotation, cellular component: cortical actin cytoskeleton; cell junction; cell projection.
UGGCCCGGGGAGGAGGAGGAGGAGGCGGCCGGGCCGGGAGCAUCUGGGACCGCUACAGCGGCGGCAGCGGCGGAGGCCCUGGGGGGCGCCCAGGCCUCACCUUCCCCGAUGGCGCAGGUUCCAGGGGAAGUGGACAACAUGGAGGGCCCACCUGCCUCCAACAACAACAACCCCACGGCCCGCUGGGAGAGCCCAGACCGGGGCUGGGAGCGGGAGCCCCCGGCCGCCUCCACUGCAGCCGCUGCCCUCUUUGAGUGCUCCCGGAUCAAGGCCUUGGCAGAUGAACGGGAGGCCGUGCAGAAGAAAACCUUCACCAAGUGGAUGAACUCACACCUGGCCCGGGUGGGCUGCCACAUCGCCGACCUCUACGCCGACCUCCGGGAUGGCUUUGUCCUCACGCGUCUUCUGGAAGUACUGUCUGGGGAGCAGCUGCCGAGGCCCACGCGAGGCCGCAUGCGGAUCCACUCGCUGGAGAAUGUGGACAAGGCGCUGCAGUUCCUGAAGGAGCAGCGUGUGCACCUGGAAAACGUGGGCUCGCAUGACAUCGUGGACGGGAACCACCGGCUGACCCUGGGGCUGGUCUGGACCAUCAUCCUGCGCUUCCAGAUUCAAGUCAUCAAGAUCGAGACAGAGGACAACAGAGAGACGCGCUCAGCCAAGGACGCUCUGCUGCUAUGGUGCCAGAUGAAGACAGCUGGUUACCCCGAGGUGAACAUCCAGAAUUUCACCACCAGCUGGCGGGACGGCCUGGCCUUCAACGCCCUCAUUCACCGGCACAGGCCCGAUCUCGUGGACUUCAGCAAGCUCACCAAGUCCAACGCCAACUACAACCUACAGAGAGCCUUCCGCACAGCCGAACAACACCUGGGGCUGGCACGUCUGCUGGACCCCGAAGAUGUGAACAUGGAGGCUCCGGACGAGAAGUCCAUCAUCACGUAUGUGGUGUCUUUCUACCACUAUUUCUCCAAGAUGAAGGCUCUGGCUGUGGAGGGAAAGCGCAUUGGGAAGGUGCUGGACCAGGUGCUGGAGGUGGGGAAGAUCAUAGAGCGCUACGAGGAGCUGGCGGCUGAGCUCCUGGCCUGGAUCCACCGCACCGUGGGCCUGAUCAGCAACCAGAAGUUUGCCAAUUCUCUGAGCGGGGUGCAGCAACAGCUGCAGGCUUUCACGGCCUACUGUACCCUGGAGAAGCCGGUCAAGUUUCAGGAGAAGGGGAACCUGGAGGUUCUGCUCUUCAGCAUCCAGAGCAAACUACGGGCCUACAACCGUCGCCUCUACGUGCCUCGGGAGGGCUGUGGCAUCUGGGACAUUGACAAGGCAUGGGGAGAGCUGGAGAAGGCAGAACACGAACGGGAGGCUGCCCUCCGAGCUGAGCUGAUCCGGCAGGAGAAGCUGGAACUUCUGGCUCAGAGAUUUGACCACAAGGUGGCCAUGAGGGAGAGCUGGCUGAAUGAGAACCAGCGCCUGGUUUCCCAGGACAACUUUGGGUACGAGCUUCCGGCGGUGGAGGCCGCCAUGAAGAAGCACGAGGCGAUCGAGGCAGACACUGCGGCCUAUGAGGAGCGGGUGCAGGGCGUGGCGGAGCUGGCCCAGGCCCUGGCAGCUGAAGGCUACUACGAUGUCCGGAGAGUGGCAGCUCAACGUGACAGUGUCCUGCGCCAGUGGGCUCUGCUCACCGGGCUGGUGGGUGCCCGGAGGACCCGGCUUGAGCAGAAUCUGGCCCUGCAGAAGAUCUUCCAGGAGAUGGUCUACAUGGUGGACUGGAUGGAGGAAAUGCAGACGCAGCUGCUGUCCCGGGAAUGUGGACAGCACCUGGUGGAAGCGGAGGACCUGCUGCAGAAACACGCUCUUCUGGAGGGAGACAUCGCGGCCCAGAGCGAGCGCGUGGAGGCCCUCAACGCCGCAGCCCUGCGAUUCUCCCAGCUGCAGGGCUACCAACCGUGCGACCCGCAGGUGGUGUGCAACCGCGUGAACCACGUGCACGGCUGCCUGUCGGAGCUGCGGGAGCAGGCGGCUCGGCGUCGCGCGGAGCUCGAGGCUUCGCGGAGCCUGUGGGCGCUGCUGCAGGAGCUGGAGGAGGCGGAGAGCUGGGCCCGGGACAAGGAGCGGUUGCUGGAGGCGGCUGCGGGCCCGGCGGGUGGAGCGCACGACCUGGCGAGCACGGCCAGGCUGCAGGCCCAGCACAAGAUCCUGCAGGGCGAGCUGGGCGGCCGCCGGGCGCUGCUGCAGCAGGCGCUGCGGCGCGGCGAGGAGCUGGCGGCGGCGGCCCCAGGAGGUCCCGGCGGGGCCCGGGGCUGCGCGGACGCGGCGCUGCACGUAGCCGGCCUGGCCGAGCGCGCGGCUAGCGCGCGGCGCCGCUGGCAACGGCUGGAGGAGGCCGCGGCGCGGCGCGAGCGGCGGCUGCAGGAGGCCCGGGCGCUUCACCAGUUCGGGGCCGACCUCGACGGGCUGCUCGACUGGCUGCGCGACGCCUACCGCCUGGCCGCCGCCGGCGACUUCGGCCACGACGAAGCGUCCAGCCGCCGCCUGGCGCGCCAGCACCGCGCGCUCACCGGGGAGGUGGAGGCGCACCGCGGACCCGUGGGCGGCCUGCGGAGACAGCUGGCCACGCUGGGCGGAGGAGGAGGAGGAGGAGCCGCCGGGUCGCUGGUGGUGGCGCUGCAGGUGCGCGUGGUGGAGGCCGAGCAGCUGUUCGCCGAGGUCACCGAGGUGGCCGCGCUGCGUCGACAGUGGCUGCGGGACGCGCUCGCCGUGUACCGCAUGUUCGGAGAGGUGCACGCCUGCGAGCUGUGGAUCGGCGAGAAGGAGCAGUGGCUGCUGGCCAUGCGCGUGCCCGACUCGCUGGACGACGUGGAGGUGGUGCAGCACCGGUUUGAGAGCCUGGACCAAGAGAUGAACAGUCUGAUGGGCCGCGUCCUGGAUGUGAACCAAACCGUCCAGGAGCUGGUGGAAGGAGGUCACCCCAGCUCAGAUGAGGUGCGCUCCUGCCAAGACCAUCUCAACAGUAGAUGGAACCGCAUCGUGGAGCUGGUGGAGCAGCGCAAGGAGGAGGUGAGCGCGGUGCUGCUGGUGGAGAACCACGUUCUGGAGGUGGCCGAGGUGCGCGCUCAGGUGCGCGAGAAGCGGCGGGCGGUGGAGAGCGCUCCCCGGGCGGGCGGAGCCCUUCAGUGGCGCCUGAGUGGCCUGGAGGCCGCUUUGCAGGCGCUGGAGCCUCGCCAGGCGGCCCUGCAGGAGGAGGCGGCCCUGCUGGCCGAACGUUUCCCAGCGCAGGCGGCACGGCUGCACCAGGGAGCCCAGGAGCUGGGAACCGAGUGGGGCGCGCUGGCCGGAGCUGCCCAGGCUUGCGGUCAGGCGGUGGCGGCGGCCGGGCGCCUGCAGCGUUUCCUGCGCGACUUGGACACUUUCCUGGACUGGCUGGUGCGGGCCCAGGAGGCGGCGGGCGGCGGCGGUGGCGAGGGACCCCUGCCCGGCAGCCUGGAGGAGGCGGACGCGCUGCUGGCGCGCCACGCGGCGCUCAAGGAGGAGGUGGAUCAGCGCGAGGAGGACUACGCGCGCAUCGUGGCGGCCAGCGAGGCCCUGCUGGCAGCCGAAGGCGGCGCCGAGCUGGGCCCGGGCCUGGCUCUCGACGAAUGGUUGCCACACCUGGAGGUCGGCUGGCAUAAACUGCUCGGCUUGUGGGAGGAGCGCAGGGAGGCGCUGGUCCAGGCGCACGUCUACCAGCUCUUCCUGCGAGACCUGUGCCAAGCGCUGGCCGUGCUGCGCAACCAGGAGGUGGCGCUGUCCGGCGCGGAGCUCCCUGGCACCGUGGAGGCGGUGGAAGAGGCCUUGAAGAGACACGGGGAUUUUCUCACCACCAUGGAGCUGAACCAGCAGAAGAUGCAGGUGGCCGUGCAGGCCGCGGAGGGCCUGUUGAGGCAAGGCAACGCCUACGGGGAGCAGGCCCAGGAGGCCGUGGCCCGGCUGCUGGAGAAGAGCCAGGAAAACCAGCUGCGGGCCCAGCAGUGGCUGCAGAAGUUACACGACCAGCUCGCGCUGCAGCAGUUUCUCCGAGUCUGUCACGAGCUGGAUGGCUGGAUCCAUGAGAAGAUGCUGACGGCAAGGGAUGGCACCCGGGACGACGGUCACAAGCUGCACAAGCGAUGGCUCCGGCACCAGGCUUUCAUGGCCGAGCUGGCUCAGAAUAAGGAGUGGCUGGAGAAGAUCGAGAGGGAGGGCCAACAACUGAUGCAGGAGAAACCCGAGCUGGCAGCCUCGGUGCGGAAGAAGCUGGGCGAGAUCCGCCAGUGCUGGGCUGAACUGGAGAGCACCACCCAGGCCAAGGCGCGGCAACUCUUCGAGGCCAGCAAGGCGGACCAGCUAGUGCAGAGCUUCGCCGAGCUGGACAAGAAACUCCUUCACAUGGAAAGCCAGCUGCAAGAUGUGGACCCCGGUGGAGACCUGGCCACCGUCAACAGUCAGCUCAAGAGGUUACAGUCCAUGGAGUCUCAGGUGGAGGAGUGGUACCGCGAGGUGGGGGAGCUGCAGGCGCAGACGGCGUCGCUGCCGCUGGAGCCGGCCAGCAAGGAGCUGGUGGGCGAGCGGCAGAGCGCGGUGGGCGAGCGCCUGGUGCGCCUGCUGCAGCCGCUGCAGGAGCGCCGCCGCCUGCUGCUGGCCUCCAAGGAGCUCCACCAGGUGGCCCACGACCUAGAGGACGAGCUGGCAUGGGUUCAGGAGCGGCUGCCGCUGGCCAUGCAGACGGAGCGAGGCAACGGCUUGCAGGCCGUCCAGCAGUACAUCAAAAAGAACCAGGCUUUGAGGCGGGAGAUGCAGGCGCAUGGGCCCCGGCUGGAGGAAGUGUUGGAGCGCGCGGGCGUCCUGGCCUCGCUGCGCAGCCCCGAGGCCGAGGCGGUGCGCCAGGGCCGGGAGCAGCUGCAGGGCGCCUGGGCCGGACUGCGGGAGGCGGCCGAGCGGAGGCAGCAGACGCUGGACGCCGCCUUCCAGGUGGAGCAGUAUUAUUUCGACGUGGCGGAGGUGGAGGCUUGGCUGGGGGAGCAGGAGCUGCUGAUGAUGAGCGAGGACAAGGGCAAGGAUGAGCAGAGCACCCUGCAGUUGCUCAAGAAACACCUGCAGCUGGAGCAGGGCGUGGAGAACUACGAGGAAAGCAUCGCGCAGCUGUCGCGCCAGUGCAGGGCACUGCUGGAGAUGGGGCAUCCCGACAGUGAGCAGAUCAGCCGGCGGCAGUCGCAGGUGGACCGUCUGUAUGUGGCCCUCAAGGAGCUGGGCGAGGAGCGCCGGGUGGGCCUGGAGCAGCAGUACUGGCUGUACCAGCUCAGCCGCCAGGUGGACGAGCUGGAGCACUGGAUCGCCGAGAAGGAGGUGGUGGCCGGCUCCCCGGAGCUUGGCCAGGACUUUGAGCACGUCUCGGUGCUGCAGGAGAAGUUUUCCGAGUUCGCCAGCGAGACGGGCACAGCAGGCCGGGAGCGGCUGGCGGCUGUGAACCAGAUGGUGGACGAGCUGAUCGAGUGCGGCCACGCGGCGGCGGCCACCAUGGCCGAGUGGAAGGACGGCCUGAAUGAAGCGUGGGCGGAACUGCUGGAGCUGAUGGGCACACGGGCCCAGCUGCUGGCUGCCUCCCGGGAGCUGCAUAAAUUCUUCAGUGAUGCCCGGGACCUUCAAGGACAGAUCGAAGAGAAGCGGAGGAGGCUGCCCCGCCUGGCUGCCCCGCCCGAGCCCAGGCCCAGUGCCAGCUCCAUGCAGCGGACUCUGAAAGCCUUUGAGCAUGAUCUGCAGCUCCUAGUGUCCCAGGUGCGGCAGCUGCAGGAGGGGGCGGCCCAGCUGCGGACGGUGUACGCCGGGGAGCACGCGGAUGCCAUCGCGAGCCGGGAGCAGGAGGUGCUGCAGGGCUGGAAGGAGCUUCUGGCCGCCUGCGAGGACGCCCGCGUGCACGUGAGCUCCACGGCCGACGCCCUGCGCUUCCACGGCCAGGCCCGCGAUCUGCUGGCAUGGAUGGACGGCGUCGCCGGCCAGAUCGGAGCAGCCGACAAGCCCAGGGACGUGUCGUCGGUGGAGGUGCUCAUGAACUACCACCAGGGCCUGAAGACCGAGCUGGAGGCACGGAUGCCCGAGCUGACCGCCUGCCAGGAGCUGGGGCGCUCUCUACUGCUUAAUAAGAGCGCCAUGGCUGAUGAGAUCCAGGCACAGCUGGGCAAGCUGGGAACCAGGAAGGAAGAGGUGUCGGACAAGUGGGACCGACAUUGGGAGUGGCUGCAACAGAUGCUGGAGGUGCACCAGUUUGCACAGGAGGCUGUGGUCGCAGACGCCUGGCUGACGGCCCAGGAGCCGCUCCUGCAGAGCCGGGAGCUGGGCAGCAGCGUGGACGAGGUGGAGCAGCUCAUCCGGAGACACGAGGCCUUCCGCAAAGCAGCUGCAGCCUGGGAAGAGCGCUUCAGCUCUCUGCGGCGCCUGACCACGAUCGAGAAACUGAAGGCCGAACAAAGCAAGCAGCCGCCCACCCCCCUGCUGGGGCGCAAGUUCUUUGGGGACCCCACGGAGGUGGCGGCCAAGGCAGCGCCCUUGCUGCGGCCAGGGGGCUAUGAGCGGGGCCUGGAGCCCUUGGCCCGCCGGGCCUCGGACACACUGUCUGCAGAGGUUCGGACCCGGGUGGGGUACGUGCGCCAGGAGCUCAAGCCAGAGCGCCUGCAGCCGCGCAUCGACCGGCUGCCGGAGGUCCCGGGGAGGAUAGAACCCGUCGCCCCUCCAGCCGCACCUUCGGACGCGACAGAGACCCCCGCUUCCCCGGCGGCGACCGAACUGGUCAGACCUCGUCCGGAGCGCCAGGAGUCGGUUGAUCGCGCCGAGGAGAUGCCCAGGAGACGGCGGUCAGAGAGGCAGGAAUCCAGCGAUCAACCCGAGGAGGCUGCGCGGAGGCGGAGGCCGGAGAGGCAGGAGUCCACGGAGCACGAGGCGGCGCACAGCCUUACCCUGGGCCGCUACGAACAGAUGGAGAGGCGACGCGAGCGGAGGGAGCGGAGGCUGGAGAGGCAGGAGUCCAGCGAACAGGAGAUACCCACCAGAGGAGACCUGAUUAAAGGGAAGGCCACCCUGGCUGACAUCGUGGAACAGCUGCAGGAGAAAGAGGCCAGCCCAGGGCUCACGGCUGGGGUGCCGUCGCUGCCUCAGCCUCGAGAGCUACCCCCGGGCCGCCUGCCCAACGGGCUGGAGCCGCCCGAGAGGACACCUCGGCCCGAUCGGCCGCGGGCUCGAGACCGGCCCAAACCACGACGCCGCCCUCGGCCUCGGGAGGGCGGGGAGGGCGCGGGGAGCCGGCGCUCGCGCUCCGCCCCCGCCCAGGGAGGCUCCGCCCCCGCGCCGCCGACCCCGCCCACCCACACGGUGCAGCACGAGGGCUUCCUGCUGCGCAAGCGCGAGGUGGACGCCAACCGCAAGUCGUCCAAUCGGUCGUGGGUGAGCCUGUACUGUGUGCUCAGCAAGGGGGAGCUGGGCUUCUACAAGGACGCAAAAGGCCCAGCAUCUGGGGGUACGCAUGGUGGGGAACCCCUGCUCAGCCUGCACAAAGCCACCAGCGAGGUGGCUAAUGACUACAAGAAAAAGAAGCAUGUCUUCAAGCUUCAGACCCAGGAUGGCAGCGAGUUUUUGCUCCAGGCUAAAGAUGAGGAGGAGAUGAACGGCUGGCUGGAGGCUGUGGCCUCCUCGGUGGCCGAACACGCGGAAAUCGCGCGCUGGGGACAGACACUACCUACCACAUCAUCCACGGACGAGGGCAACCCCAAGGGCGGGGAGCGUAGGGCCAGCGGGCGCCGGAAGUGAUUUCAGGAGCGACACUGCGGAUGUGCCGCGGAUGGACCCUGGAAUGGAGGGGACUUCUCCUGCACCUCAAGAAGCUGGGGUGGGGGGGAGACUGUUGCCCCUUUCGCCAUAUCUCGGUCCCUUCUUGCUCUCCACCCCCCCACCCCGGGUGCUGGGGGUCCAUCAUUUGUAUGCAAUAACUGAGCUUGGUGGGGGCGGGCAGGGAGCCAGCUGAGCCAAGCCUCACUGCCCUGAUCCCCAAGGCCUGCCCCAAGAAGCUGGGGUGGUGGGGAUGGUGGGAGGAGAUAUUCCUAGCCUCCUCUCCACCUUAAGGAUGGGCACGUGGGGGGGGGGCCGCUGGUGAGGUCCCCUGGACCAUCCAGGGUGCUAGGGGUUGGGGAGGGGGACACUCCCUCCCCGCCUUACCUCACUUCCAAUGCUGCCUUGAUAUGUCUGGGAGGAGGGAGCCAGGGGGCUCUGGGGCCCCUCAUACUCCAUUCUCUCAGAGCCAUGCGGUGAAUUCCAGACUUAGUUUAUUUUUGCAUAACGUCGACCUCCUCCCAACCCCUCCCCGCCCCGCGGCCACGAAGAAAAAUUUGUCUUCCUCUCCCCUCCCCCCUCUCCAGCUGUAAAUGUCACUUCCCCAGGGGAGGCGGGUGGGGAGGCCCUCCCCUGCAUGCUUCAGGCUGGAGCACCUCUCUGGGGAGUAGGAGAUCAGGGUUGCAGGCAGCCCCCCAAGGUCGCCUGGAGAAGCCGCUGGGGCCCAAGGGGUGUGGGUCGGUGUGGCAGGCGCACACUGUGUGUACCUAUAAUAAACCCUUUGGCUUUGACGGUC